AUGGCACUGGCUCACAACUAUGAUGGCGUGGAGAAGGUUGAGCUUGAGCUACUGCUGGACAAGCGUGAUGAGGUUACUUGCACCCUGGCCUUUUAUUACUCAAUCGGUAGAGGUGUAGACAAGAACGUGGCCAAGUCAUUUGAGCUACUCCAAAGUGUACCAAACACAGUUGAGGGCUCUCGACUGUUGUUCAAAUACUGGAGGGAGCAGGAGAAGAUGUCGACGGGUACUCCACCAGCAAUCAGACAGUCUGACGUGUACUAUGAUCUGUUCACCAAGUUGCUCCAGGCUGCUUACAAGAAGUACUACAUUGGAUUGAUUGAUAGACAGAGAGUACACUUUGACAGUCUGACCACUUUGGAUGGAGUGCCACUUACCGACGUGCCGCUCAAUGAUUGGCUCCACUCCCAAGACUUGCCCAUGUAUAUAAUGUGUCAUGGCAUCAAGUACGAGUUCUCGCACUACAAAGUUGAUAAAGAAAACCUCAACACCGAGGCAAUGAUAUACUUUGAUGUCCAGAGAAUAAGUAACAUUGGACAAAUGUCAGUCCAGAAGUUUAUCUCAUUCAGCUACAGAGAGAAGACGGGAGACUUGAUCUAUCUUCACGAGGUCAUUGAUUAUCCAACUCUACCAGAAGUAUUGGAAACACAACAACUUACACCCGAUCAACAGAUGUCAAUGCUCAAGGGAUUGUCAGACUCGAUGGUUAUGUUGUGUGAAGACCUUGACCUCGAUCACCUGUACAUCAACUUGACACCAUCAAAGAUUCGUGUCAAUCCCAAGACCUUGGCACAUUACAUCCCCAACGACUUUGUCCUAUCAGUUCAGAUCAACUUCCUCAAUCAAGAUCCUGACACAAUCAAGGAAUUGUCGAUUAGAUCGUUUGGAGAUAUCAUUAGCCAAUUCAAUUUAACAAAGGACAAUGGCAAACUUAAAGAGCUCCAAUCCUCUUGCAAGAUAUAUCCAAAAGAACUUACAUUUGACAAGAUCUACCAGGCAUUGUCCUUGAUGUAA
Molecule: messenger RNA, 1014 nt
Organism: Acytostelium subglobosum LB1
Lineage: Eukaryota; Evosea; Eumycetozoa; Acytosteliales; Acytosteliaceae
Exons: 3
Coding region: 1-1014 (337 amino acids)
Source: RefSeq, a predicted model, not a curated record